This is a messenger RNA of Penicillium antarcticum, 1491 nucleotides long. RefSeq lists its product as uncharacterized. The transcript is spliced from 2 exons. Gene Ontology annotation, molecular function: carbohydrate:proton symporter activity. Gene Ontology annotation, cellular component: membrane. The record is from RefSeq and is a predicted model, not a curated record. Lineage: Eukaryota; Fungi; Ascomycota; Eurotiomycetes; Eurotiales; Aspergillaceae. Gene Ontology annotation, biological process: transmembrane transport; carbohydrate transport. Bases 1 to 1491 code for a protein of 496 amino acids.
AUGCCUGGAAUUCUCACAGUUGGCUACAAUGCCUCAUCACUCGGAGGUGUCCUAACUCAAAACAACUUCGAAGCCCAGUUCCCGGAGAUCGAUAUCGUCAAUGCCGAGAACCAGUCGCAAGCAUCAAAGCUCCAAGGCACUGUUGUAGCUGCCUACACAAUUGGAGGAUUUCUGGGAACACUAUCCUGUAUCUGGGUUGGUGACAAGUUUGGCCGUCGCCGCACCAUUAUGGCGGGGUCGAUUAUGCAAGUGAUUGGGUCUAUUCUCAUGGCUGCUGCAUGGUCACUCGCUCACUUGCUUGUUUCCCGGAUAGUCCUUGGUUUUGGUACGGGCAUUCUUCUUGCCACAAUUCCUCUUUGGCAAUCUGAGAUCUCCCCAGCCGAGAAACGUGGUGCACAUGUCGGCAUGAAAGGAAUUUUUAGCGGGCUUGGAUGCGCUCUUGCUCUAUUUCUGGACUUUGGGAUGUCUUUCACUCGUGGAAGUGUUGCCUGGAGAUUCCCAUUUGGCUUUGUGGUGUUGCUUUCCCUUGCUAUUUUUGGCUUCAUCAUCCUGCUUCCGGAGUCCCCUCGGUGGUUGAUCAGAGAAGGCCGCAUCUCUGAGGCGAGCGAAGUUCUAGCGGCUUUGGAAGACACUUGCGUUGAUGACCUAUCCGUUGAAACAAAGAUCAAAGAUGUUCAAAUGUCUCUUGAGCUGUCUGGCAAACCGUCCAUCGGGCAAUUCUUCCACAUGGGUCCCCAAAGAACCUUUCAUCGGGCUAUACUUGCUGGUAUGGUCAUGCUGUUUCUGCAACUUACAGGUUCCACUGUGACCACCUUUUACACAACUGCGAUUUUCGAAAAGAAUCUCUCACUUGGUAAUUCAACAUCUACCGUUCUUGCGGCGGUUUACCAGCUUGUUGGCCCAAUUGGAGGUACCUUUUGCGUUCUCAAAAUUGAAGGCUUUGGUCGGCGGGUCCUACUGCUAGGCAGUGCAAUCGGAAAUGCUGUGUGCUUGGCCAUGGUAGCCGGUCUUGGAACCCAAAGCGAGAACCCGCUCGCAAUGCGCGGUGCCGUCUUUUUCAUUUUCCUCUUCCAUUUCAGUUAUAUCAUCGGGUUUGGUGCGAUACCAUAUCUCUACGCCACAGAGAUUGCACCCUUGCAUCUCAGAACGACUAUCAACAGCUUCAGCAUCAGCAUUUCCUGGGCCGUCAGCAUCCUCAUCACUAAUGUCACGCCACUCGCCUUCAAUACUAUGGGGCAGACAUACUUCGUGAUAUUUGCAGGAUUCAAUGCGGCUAUGGUUCCUAUAAUCUACUACAUGUUUCCAGAGACUGCAGGACGCAGCCUUGAGGAAAUGGACAAGAUCUUUGCCCUCUCUAGGGGCAUGUUUGAUGUUGUGAAAGUGGCCAGGCUUCUCCCCCAUGGGCAGCCAAGCGAUCUUUCUAUUGAGAAGGAUCUUGUAUCCGAACUCAAAUAUCCAGAACUUCAGCUCCGGGAGGUUCACUCAGUUUGA